AUGACGCGCCGGGUGAGAAAUGUAGAUACCAGCGACUGGGACGAUGGCUGGGACGACAGCUCUUGGGGCGGCGGCUGGGGAGGCGGUUGGGAUGAGGGCUAUGUGAAGGCCAAGGCCAAGCCGAAGGCUGCCCCGAAAACCAUCCCCGGCAUGGCGCCGGCCAAGGCCAAGUCCUCCGCGAAGUCGGCCCCCAAGGCAGAGGCGAAGCCGGAGGCCAAAGCGAAGGAGAAGGUUGAGUCGCCAGAGGAGGCGCCAGAGCUUCCUCCGGAGACUGCUGAUAGCUCAGAUCCGCUGGGAUUACUUUGCUCCGCGGAGAAGCGGGGCCGCGCCUUCGAGCUCUACCAGCGCGAGGCGACUCGGGGCGAAUCGAAGGGCUGGCUCCAGGUUACAGCCGUGGAGGUCUCGCUGCAGGCAGUGGAGCGCGAACUCCAGAAACUCCGGCAGCGCGAUGUGGCCACACCAUGUCGGAGGAGUGAGGUGCGGCAGCUGGAGCCACACCUCCCAGAGGCCCCGAUCGUCACACCACGCCGGCGCUGGUCUCGCGGCAGGGCUGAGGAGACGAAGAGGCCCCAUGUCGAGGCGGACAGGCGAGAGGAGCCACGGCUCACCCGAGCUGCGUCCUGGGACACAGGCCGAGGGAACGCCGCGCGCCGGGUGCCGCUGCUGUCUUUGGAGCAGUUCCUAGGACAAGAGGUGCCGAACUUCCCCUUCGCCUGA
This is a messenger RNA of Effrenium voratum, 717 nucleotides long. The record is from the annotation of a GenBank genome assembly. Lineage: Eukaryota; Dinophyceae; Suessiales; Symbiodiniaceae.